Messenger RNA from Lytechinus pictus (painted urchin), 3783 nucleotides. Its product is annotated as probable ATP-dependent RNA helicase DDX10. Gene Ontology annotation, cellular component: nucleus. Bases 342 to 2900 code for a protein of 852 amino acids. Lineage: Eukaryota; Metazoa; Echinodermata; Echinoidea; Temnopleuroida; Toxopneustidae. The transcript has 16 exons. Gene Ontology annotation, molecular function: ATP binding; RNA helicase activity; nucleic acid binding. Gene Ontology annotation, biological process: rRNA processing. The record is from RefSeq and is a predicted model, not a curated record.
ACAUGUUCGAAGUGAAGAUAUUUCACUUAUGCGCAGUUUUGUCUAGAUUUUGCUCCGAUUUUCACGAUUUUCAUUUAUAUACCCACAAGGCUUUUUUUCUUAAAGCGUUUUCCUUGAAAUUCUUGAAUUUCGUGAUCUACAAUAUUCACCCUUUUUCCUGUUGGCUAUGUUCCGUUUUAUUGGUCGCACAAUAAUGGCUCUGAUCUAUAUUCUCUACAUAGAGAUGUAUACAUCUCUAUGAUUCUCUACGACACUAAUUCCCCCAUUGCAUUGAGAUCAGUGGCUAAUGGUCGCUCGAUUCAAAGAGUUUACUUCCAUGCGGGCGUUUUAUUCUAAACAAGAUGAAGAAACGUGGGGUGAAUAAUCCUGGUAAAGGUCGUUCUUCCAAAUCAAAACAGAAGAAAAGUGGGAGAAAUGAAGGAAAAAUGGCUCUUAAGAAAUUGCAACUGGAAAGAAAAGAGAUUAAUCAACUUCAGGAUCAAUACAGUCAGAUCAAUCCCAAAGAAAUAGAGACAUUCUCUGACUUCCCACUGAGUAAAAGAACGCUGUCUGCUCUUGAAGAGGCUGGCUACAAGGUUCCUACUGAGAUCCAGAAAGGGGCGAUAGGUCUGGCCUUACAGGGCCACGAUGUCCUUGGUGCAGCCAAGACCGGUUCUGGCAAGACUCUGGCAUUCCUGAUUCCAAUAUUGGAGUGUCUCUACCGGAACUCCUGGUCUGUACCCGAUGGUCUUGGGGCUCUUGUCAUCUCACCUACGAGGGAGCUAGCUUAUCAGACGUUUGAAGUACUGUGUAAAGUAGGAUCAAAGCAUGACUUCUCCGCUGGGCUCAUCAUCGGAGGAAAGGACUUGAAGACCGAGAUGGAGAGGAUCCCAAAGACCAAUAUUGUUGUGUGUACUCCAGGGAGACUCCUACAACACAUGGAUGAAACGGCCUGCUUUGAGAGCCUAAAUCUGAAGAUGCUAGUCCUUGAUGAAGCAGAUCGUAUUCUUGACCUUGGUUUUCAGAAGACAAUGGAUGCCAUCUUGGAUCAUCUUCCAUGUGAACGACAGACCUUACUCUUCUCUGCAACCCAAACCAAAUCGGUACGUGACCUGGCGAGACUCAGCCUUCUGGAACCCAAGUAUGUUGCUGUCCAUGAACACCAUACUCACAGUACACCGGUUCAGUUAGAUCAGAGCUACAUUGUAUGUGAGUUGGAGCAGAAGCUAGAUGUCUUGUAUUCUUUCCUCAAAGCCCAUUUAAAACAGAAGAUCUUGGUCUUCAUGUCCAGUUGCAAGCAGGUCAAGUACGUAUUUGAGGUCCUUGUUAAGUUGAACCCCGGUAUUACGGUGAUGGGGCUAUAUGGUUCCAUGCAUCAGCUACGGAGGGUAGCGGUGUACAAUGAGUUCUGCGUCAGAGAUUCAGCCGUACUCCUAGCCACUGACAUUGCUGCUAGAGGAUUAGACUUUCCUGCAGUGAACUGGGUUGUCCAGCUAGACUGCCCGGAGGAUUCCAGUACCUACAUACAUCGAGUGGGCCGGACGGCCAGGUACGAGAAGGAUGGCGAGGCUCUCCUCGUUCUCCUUCCAUCGGAAGAGGAUGCUAUGGUGGCUGAGAUGGAGAAAAGGAAAAUUCCCGUUGAGAAAAUUGAAGUUAAUCCAAACAAGAAGUUUGCUAUAGAGAAGAAACUUCAGUCUUUCUGCGCACAGAGUGUAGACCUCAAGCAAUCAGCUCAGAGGGCCUUCAUCGCUUAUCUCAAAUCAGUCUACCUUAUGAAGAACAAGGAUAUCUUUAAUGUUCAUGUACUUUCUCUUGACAACUUUGCAAGGUCUCUUGGUUUAGCAGUGGCUCCGAGGGUGAGAUUCAUCCAGAAUGCGGAGAAGAGAAAACAGGAGCAGAGCAAGAAAUCAAACAAAAACCAACAGAGGUUAUUAGAAACCUCAUCAUCCAAAACCACUACAGAGUCAAACAGAACUUUACAGAAAGACUCACAAAAAGAUGAAAUUAGAAAAGAUGAGAGGAGAAAAGGAAGGACUGAAGAUGAAAGUAAUGAAUCGGAAGAAGAGGAUGAGUCGGAUGAUGAGGAGGCCCCGGGAGCAGGAAGGGAUGGAGAAGGAGGAGAUGGUUUCCAUGACGAUGCUGAUGAGGAGGAGGAUGACUUGCUGGUUAAGAAAGACAUCGAUCCCAAACAGAUUUCUGCCGAAGAUGCCAAUGAUGAUGAUCUUCUUGCUCCUGGUAGACGUUCUAAGAAAUCUGAAAAACCUCUGACCAAGUAUGCCCUGGCUAAAAAGAUCAGGAAGAAGAACCUGCAAGUCAACACCAAGAAGGUCUUUGAUGAAGAAGGAGAGGUUGAAGCUCAGUGGCCACCAGCUCAACCUAAUGUAGCAUCUCGUCUCCAUGGUGAUGAUGAGGAUGGAGGAGGCAUUGACAUCGAAAAGGCCAAGAAGUUUAUGGAGGAAGAGGAUAAACACGAUAAGCAACUCUUCAAAGAUCGGAUCAAGCAAAAGCACUUGGAAAGGAAGCUGAAGGAAAAGCAAUUAAAGAAGUCAAACAGAAAAAAACAAGACAGUGGUGAUGAGGAUGAAGGUGUCAGUCUUGGUAUCAGUCUGGAUGAUCAUCAAGAGUUUGAUCCGAUGAGCCUCCCAGAUCCUGAUGUCUACUCCGCUUUUGUUUCUGAUGAUGAUAGGGAUGCUAAUUCUGACAAAGAUGAAGAAGAGAUGGGUUCUCAGAAGCAAUCACAAAAGAAAUCGAAACCCUCAUCAAGCCCAACCAAGAGGAAAACAGUCAAAGAGAAAAGCGAGAAGAAAAAGAAACGGAAGAUGAUGGAUGUAGAGGAGGAUGAUGUUGCCAUGGAUACAGGAUUAUCGUUAGAGGAUGAUGAACAGUUAGCACUCCAUAUGCUCUCUGUUAAUAGAUUCUGAGAUUAAUUGGAGAUAUUGACUGUAUUUUAAUCAUGAUGACAUAUUUGAAUCACAGGCGACAGUCAUCUGAUCAUGAUUUCGCUUUUAUUGGAAGACUGACGGAUGGCCUUCCAUACAUAGGGGUGAUUUCAUAUCAGGGGAUGUUGCAAAAAACUUUGAUAUUUAUGAUCAAUUGCAAAUAUCAGUAGCAAAUCUACAAGAUCAGUUUAAACUUGAAGCACAUCAAUUUCUUUUUCCUGUUGUAAGAAGCUGUCAAGUAUUAAAAUCAAAUGCAAAUUAACGGUAAAAACUGUAACAAGCCUUGUGAUUAAUUUGGAGAAACAUGUUUUGUAAAUGAUUGUAAGUUUUAUGCAACACACCUCUAAUCUGGAAAAAAAAACACAAUAAGGUAGGCGUGUUUCAUCAAGGUGUUCAUAAAAUAUCAAUGACUUUAUGAAUGACUUGAAUGUGAAAAGCCAAUUGGAUGCUCGGUCAUUUUCUAAUCCACUCAGCGAAAAUUUAAAUAUGCAGACUUUGAUAAAAAUUCUGAAUUGCUAUGUACAUCAUAAAUGCAAAACACAUUCUUUUAUACAAUCUUAUAGCCAUUCGUAUGCCAUGUAUUUCAUUAUGAAAAGUUUUUGAAAUGGCCCCCAGGUUUGACUGGAGUCAAAACUACAUCAUUUCACAAAAAUGGGCAAGGCGUUGUUCACGUCAUCUUUGUUUGAUAACAGGAAAAACUGGAAAAUAUGCUUGAUAUUUCUCAUUGUUGUCACAUCAUGUGACAUUUCUGCAUAAGAAAUCUGAAGUGAAUCUUUCCAAUCUUUGGCUUUUCUAUUUUUAACAUGAUUAAUGGGAAGUGCAUAAACAAUAUAUGUUGAAAUAAAAUAUUUAUUUUAUCCAGUGA